UCCGGCCUUUGCGAUUCGGGACUUCGAAUCCGCGAGAUGAAGUGUCUGUUUGUUACUGUAGGGACCACCAGCUUUGACGACCUCAUUGCUUGUGUGUCGGCGCACGACAGCUUACAAAUCAUCAAGAGCCUUGGUUACAACCGACUUAUCCUCCAAAUUGGUAGAGGAACGGUGGUACCGGAACCGUUCAGUACUGAAUCAUUUACCCUGGAUGUUUACAGGUACAAGGAGUCCUUGAAAGAAGACCUGCAGAAAGCAGAUCUUGUUAUUAGUCACGCAGGUGCAGGAAGCUGUUUGGAGACUCUGGAAAAAGGCAAGCCACUUGUGGUAGUUAUAAAUGAAAAGUUAAUGAACAAUCAUCAGCUGGAAUUGGCAAGGAAGCUACACAAAGAGGGGCAUCUUUUCUAUUGUACCUGCAGGGUCCCAAGUUAUCCUGAAGAAGCCCAACGCUUUGCUUUUCCUGCUCUUGAGAAGUCCCAAGAUUCUGUGGUGCUGAUUCCAACUGCCGCCUUAUGUCUAGAUUUUGAGUUGUUUUCCGAAUACUUGCAGAAGCAAGCCCUUGUUAUUGCUACCAAUUUCUACCAAUACCCUGCUUUGUCCUUCUCGCCACGCUUCUGUUCCUUUUAUCCCCUCACCACCUUGGGCACAAUGCAUAAAGGAUGGAAAAAGCAUGCCAGUCAGAAGUCUUUGAAUGAGGUAUCAAUGGAUGAAUAUUUAGGCACCUUAGGACUGUUUCGAAAGCUGACCGCUAAGGAUGCCUCUUGCCUCUUUCGGGCUAUUUCGGAGCAGUUGUUUUGCAGCCAGGUCCAUCAUCUGCAAGUGAGGAAGGCUUGUGUUUCAUAUAUGAAGGAAAAUCAACAAAAUUUUGAGUCUUAUGUGGAGGGAUCUUUUGAGAAAUACCUGGAACGGUUGGGAGAUCCCAAGGAAAGUGCUGGCCAGCUGGAAAUAAGAGCUCUUUCUCUAAUUUAUAAUCGGGACUUCAUUCUUUAUCGCCAUCCUGGAAAGCCACCAACUUGUAUCACGGAAAAUGGCUAUGAAGACAAGAUUCUUCUCUGCUCUUCAAGUAAUGGUCAUUAUGAUUCUGUGUACUCAAAACAAUUUCAAUCAAGUGCAGCCAUUUGUCAGGCUAUAUUGUAUGAAAUUCUCUAUAAAGAUGUCUUUGUUGUGGAUGAAGAAGCAUUGAAAACUGCAGUUGAGGUAUUUCGAAGUGGUUCCAAAAGGAACAGAAACAUUGCUGUGACUGGAAGUGAGAAUGCCUGUAUUGAUUACAAGAAUUCAACUGAGGAUAGGACUGAUGAGUGGGGUGCCUCCUGCAAGGCUGAAAAUACACUAGAGAGCCAUAAUCAAGAAACAGAAGAAUCAAAGUCUCCAGAAAAUCCAUCGAAGAUGCUCUUCCCCUAUAAAGUGCUCAAAGCCUUGGAUCCAGAAAUCUAUCGUAAUGUAGAAUUUGAUGUUUGGUUGGACAGCAGAAAAGAACUUCAAAAAUCUGAGUACAUGGAGUAUGCUGGGAGACAGUAUUAUCUGGGAGACAAGUGUCAGGUUCGCUUGGAAUCAAGUGGGAAAUAUUAUAAUGCUCAUAUUCAAGAAGUUGGAAAUGAGAACAACUCUGUAACAGUAUUUAUUGAAGAAUUGGCAGAAAAGCAUGUUGUUCCACUGGCUGACUUAAAACCAGUUACACAAGUGACACCUGUUUCUUCCUGGAAUGCCAUUCGGAAAGGAAGAGGUUACCAGAAAAUAUCUGGAGGCUUUGUCCCAGAAAUGGUCAUGUCGGAGAUGGACAUGAAGCAGCGGAAGAAAUUGUUCAAGAAAGUUCGAGGGAAAGAGGUUUAUAUGACUAUGGCGUAUAGCAAGGGAGGCUCCCUCAUCGCACCCAGGCUUCAGCAUGACAUGCGUUAUGGGCACGAACCUCCACUUCACUACUCACCGACAGGAGGCGAUGGUUUAUCCGAUGAACAUUUUCAUUCUCCGAAUUCCUCUCAGAGACAUGGUCGGGGAUAUGGGAUGCCCAGGGAUUCACCUCGCUUUCUAAACAGGCACAACAUGCCGGGCCCUAAAGUUAGUUUUUACCCUGGCCCAGGUAAAAGGUGCUGCCAGAGCUAUGAUAACUUCUCCUAUAGAUCUCGUUCAUUUAGACGUAGUCACCGCCAGAUGCGUUGUAUGAAUAAGGAGUGCCAGUAUGCCUUUGUCCCAGUGAAUGGGCAGAUACCCAGUGGCUUGGAAGAAACUAUUACAUUUUAUGAAGUUGAAGAAGGAGGAGAGACUGCUUAUCCAACUGUACCUAACCAUGGAGGUCCUGCUACAAUGGUUCCUGCUGCUUCGGGAUACUGUGUUGCAAGACGGGGACAUAGCUCAGGCAAACAGACUUUCAAUUCAGAGGAGGGCAAUGUUCAGACUGACAGUGGGGAAUAUCAUGAAGAGUAUCUUUAUCCUUCAGAGCCAGACUAUGAAACUUCAGGUGUAUAUGGCACAACUGUGUCUACAGCAAACUUGUCUCUUCAGGACAGAAGACCAUGUUCUUUGUCUCCUCAGGAUACAGUUACCUCAUACAGCUACCCCCAGAAGAUGAUGGGAAAUUCUGCAGCAGUUGCAGCUUCCUGUGCCAAUAAUGUUCCAGCUACAGUCUUAUCUAACUGUACAGCAGCUAAUCAAGCUAGUAAUACCUCGCCAGUUUCCUCACAGAAUGUUAUUCAGCCUCUAUUUGUAUCUCCACCUACAGGAGGUAGAUCAGUGAUUGCAGCACCAUCCUAUCCAUACCAUUCUGUUCCUGCUGCUGGGUCCUCUCUUCCACCACCACCACUACCACUUCCUGCUUCUGCUCUUGAAAUGGGGGAGGCUUCAAACUUGCCACCUCCACCUCCACCUCCACCCUAUUCCUGUGAUCCAAGUGGCAGUGAUCUGCCUCAAGAUACAAAAGUUUUGCAGUACUAUUUCAAUCUGGGAUUGCAGUGCUAUCACCACAACUACUGGCACUCCAUGGUCUAUGCGCCACAGAUGCAACAGCAGCAGCUUUAUGUAGAGAAUUAUCCAAUGUAUUGUGAACCACCUUCUCUGGUAGACCAAACUGCUCCUCACUUUUACAGUGAGGUAGGGAGAGCAAGUGGUACACACAUAGAAGCAUCAACACAUGGUACUUUUCUGAAUAUUGACCCUGGAUCUAUCCCUCGUGGAGCAGUCUAUUAUCCAGUAAUGUCAGAUCCCUAUGGCCAGCCUCCUUUGCCAGGUUUUGAUUCCUGCCUUCCUGUUGUGCCAGAUCAUUCCUAUGUUGCCUCCUGGCAUCCAGUUGGUAUAGCAUAUGGUGGUUCUCAAAUUCAUGGUGCUAUAAAUCCUGGGCCGGUUGGCUAUAUUGCUUCACCUUCUUCAGCUUCUCAUUAUGUACCUCAGAAUAUGUAAGAUGCAGCAAUAUGAAGAAUAUUGCACUGCCGUUUUCUUGCUGUUUGGUUUUCAAAGAGUGUUUUAUGUUACUGUUUAAGUGAUGUAGGUGGUAAAAGUCAUCAUUCUUGUAUCUGUCUUUAAGAUUAUUUUAUCUUUUCAUUUAAAAUAUUCCUCUAAAGGAAUACUACUUUGGGCUGUGAAUAAGGAAAUCCAGAUGGAUGUACAACUAGCCCCAUGUUGAGCAUAGUUCAUUGUAUUCAGAUGUUUUCCUAUCAGCCAGCUUGUCACCUUUGUAUUAGCUGAUGGUGCCAAUUGAUAAAAGGAGUAAUCAUACAAACUAUUAACCUUGGUACAAGUAUCAUACAUAUUAAUAUUAAUACCUUGGUUCAGACAAAACUGUUCAAAAUUGGAAUAAUUUCAACUUUCUAGAAAGUAAAACAGCAAACCCAAGAGUUUUUGUUUCUGAAAAUCUUAAUAUUAAAUGAGAGAGCUCUUCAGGUUUCUUAAGAAUUAAUCUGACCUGAGUUGUGUUCUGUGAUGUUAAUCAGUUUUGAAGGCACAUGGUGCUCUGCUUUAGAUUUCUCUCAUAUGUUAUUGUUUAAUAUUAGAUGUAUGUAACUGUUUUACUGCACAGUAUUGAAUUGGUGUCCUUUGCACAGUUAGCAGUAAAUAAA
Urocitellus parryii (Arctic ground squirrel) is the source of this 4046-nucleotide messenger RNA. It is a transcript of the gene Alg13, whose product is annotated as ALG13 UDP-N-acetylglucosaminyltransferase subunit. NCBI's taxonomy places the organism in Eukaryota, Metazoa, Chordata, Mammalia, Rodentia, Sciuridae. The record is from RefSeq and is a predicted model, not a curated record. Gene Ontology annotation, biological process: dolichol-linked oligosaccharide biosynthetic process. Gene Ontology annotation, molecular function: hexosyltransferase activity.